CCCGUCACACCCGAACAGCGUCCACGGCUGGAUCCCGCUGCCUCCGUGUCACCACCGCCCGUCCCUCCUCAUGUCGGAUUUCAAGCUCGGGAUCGUGCGGCUCGGCCGUGUGGCCGGGAAGACCAAAUACACGCUGAUCGACGAGCAGGACAUCCCGCUGGUGGAGAACUACGCCUUCGAGGCGCGCAUGGAGGUGGACGCCGACGGCAACGGGGCCAAGAUCUUCGCGUAUGCGUUCGACAUCGGGAAAGGCCGCUGGGCUGGACGGCCGCUGCACGAGCUGCUGUGGGAGAAGCACAGAGGAGGCAUCGCGCCCAGCUUCCAGGUCAUCCACAUCAACUCCGUCACCGUGGACAACCGGCUAGACAACCUGCGGCUGGUGCCGGUGGGCUGGAGCCCCAAACCCGAGGAGAUCUCCAGCAAGCAGAGAGAGCAGUCCCUGUACUGGCUGGCCAUCCAGCAGGUCCCGGCCGACCCGGUGGAGGAGCAGUACCUGGAGCUGAGCCGCACGCGCUACUACAACGCUAACGGGGAGCUGGUGGAGGAGGAGGAGUGCUCCUGCACCUACUACGAGUGUCACUACCCCCCCUGCUCACUCAUCGAGAGGCGGCUGCGGGAGUUCAACAUCUGCGGCCGCUGCCAGGUGGCGCGCUACUGCGGCUCGCAGUGCCAGCAGCGGGACUGGCCCGCCCACAAGAAGCAGUGCCGCGAGCGCAAGAGGGUGCUGGCGCUGGAGUCGGAGCCCGAGCGGUGAUCUGCCCCCCCGCCGCCGCCGCCGCCGCCGGCCGGGCACCAGGAGGGCGAGGAGAGCAGGGAGACAGGGUUAUCGUUAGA
Messenger RNA from Salarias fasciatus (jewelled blenny), 834 nucleotides. RefSeq names its product zinc finger, MYND-type containing 19 (gene zmynd19). The transcript is spliced from 6 exons. Gene Ontology annotation, cellular component: synapse; cytoplasm; membrane. The record is from RefSeq and is a predicted model, not a curated record. Lineage: Eukaryota; Metazoa; Chordata; Actinopteri; Blenniiformes; Blenniidae. Bases 71 to 754 code for a protein of 227 amino acids.